This is a messenger RNA of Erigeron canadensis, 1335 nucleotides long. Its product is annotated as CBS domain-containing protein CBSX5-like. The transcript has 2 exons. The coding region runs from base 47 to 1255 and encodes 402 amino acids. The record is from RefSeq and is a predicted model, not a curated record. Lineage: Eukaryota; Viridiplantae; Streptophyta; Magnoliopsida; Asterales; Asteraceae.
UAUUCGUAUCUCAUAUAUUUUCAAAUAUAUUUGAAUUGUAUAUUGUAUGGCAAUUACCUUUUUUGCAACCAAAAUAUCCGAUUUGUGUCUCGGAAAGCCACCAUUGAGGUCGUUGCCGGCCACCGCUACUAUCGCGGACGCGGUGUUUGCGUUAAAAAAGUCUGGUGAUAUCUACGUAAGCAUAUGGAGUUGUGAUCGAUCGGCCCAUGAUGAUGAUGAUAAGGAUUACGAGGUCGUAACGAAAUGUUGUUGUUGUCGAUGCGUGGGGAAGAUAUGUAUGGUUGAUGUGAUUGUGUUUCUGUGUAAUGACUACAAGAAUUUGUUGAAUCCAUCGGACGCUCUUCAAUCCAAUGUUUUGGAUCUCCUACUUGCGAAUAAUGUGAAAGCUGCCCAAAUUCGACAUUUGGAACCCAACUCAAGUUUAUUGGAGGCAAUAGAUUGCAUACUUGAAGGUGCUCAAAACUUGGUCAUACCAAUAUACACCAAUUCAACAACUUGUAUAAGGAAAAACCAACUUAACAAGCCUUCUGAUACUCUUCAUGAUAGCAACCAAGAAUUCUGUUGGCUAACUCAAGAAGACGUGGUUCGCUUCUUCUUGAACUCCAUAGGCGUCUUCUCCCCGAUACCAACAUUCACCAUUGACGUGCUAGACAUAAUCGAUAAGUCCAUACUCACGGUUCACUACGACGACCCAGCCAUUUCAAUGUUACCUUUGAUAAAAUGCUCACUUAUGGAACAAACCUCUAUAGGUGUCAUUAACAAAGAUAAUCAUCUGAUAGGUGAAAUAUCACCUUGUACUCUUGCUUGUUGUGACGAAACUGCAGCAGCUGCCAUUGCGACCCUCUCGGCUGGGGAUCUCAUGGCCUAUAUUGACUACACUGGCCCGUUAGACGAUUUGGUCAACUUGGUCAAGAUUAGGCUGCAAGAGAGAAACUUGAAUGCAAUGUUGGAUCUUAUGGAUGACUACUACAACCCAUUAUCAUCAUCAUCCUUAUGUUGCUCGUCAGAUGAAGAAUUUGGGUCAAGUAAAAAUGGUUGUGUGGGCCGGUUUUAUCCAGGGAGGCGGUCCGAGGCCAUUAUUUGCCAUCCGUGGAACUCGUUGAUGGCAGUUAUGGUUCAAAUGAUUGCGCUUCGUGUUAGUUAUGCUUGGGUAGUUCAACAAGAUUAUACAUUGGUUGGAAUUGUGACUUUUGUAGAGAUUUUGAAGCAAUUUCGGCGUAUGGCUGGUACUCGAAUCAAUAAAUUGAUUUUGUAACAUUGAUGGAUUUGAGUAAUGUGUAAGAUUAUGCAUUGUUAUUGUAUUAUCCAAUUUUGUUAGUCCUGUGACAUUUGUAA